AUGUGGUAUUUGAAUCUGCCAGCAGAUAAGCUGAUGAUGUGUAAUGCCUUUCCUUUGCUACUUGACAUCGAGAUGAUUAGAACCAUGGGUCUUAGGGAUAGCUUGGAUUUUGUUGAGGUUAUGCAUAGGCGAUGCUUGUCAAUAUUACACAUGUGUAAGUACACUAUAUCUGACUUGCACCGGGGUGAGUCAGGAUUAGAGGAUGAGGGAGAUGACGACCCUCCUGAUACAAAAAGAGGAGCUUUUGACUGGUUUUCCAAGUGCUUAGGUGAUCAGCUAGCAAGGGGAGUUCUGGAAUUGAUGUAUGAGAACUGUAUUACAGUUACUAAGGGGAACUCUUCCCUUGUCUUUACCUUAUCCUAUCUUGUUUCCAUUCCUCCAGUUGAAAUAAUCGCUCAAGAUGUGGAAAAUGAUAAAGGAGUGCCAACAUUAGAUAGUUCUCAGCCAGGGGGAGAAAAAUCGCAGUCAAAUAAGGUGCUUCAUGUUUAUACUCGAAGGAAUUUACAACAGAAGAAAGUUCAGCCUAUCAUUCCGACAAUGGAACAAAUGGAUUCCAUUAUCUCUCCUGAAGAUGUUCCAGGUCCAAAAUCUCCAGUGAAGGAAAAUCAAGAUGGUACAGCCUUUCCUGUUGCCGGUACUGCUUCCUUAUUUAAAGACAGUCCUCAUAAAAAUCUGCCUCAAUCUUCUACUUCAAAAGGAAGGCAAGAUGACCCUGAUGCUAAAGCCUUUGAAGAAUUGAGCAAUCCAGAAAAAUAUGGCCUGUGCCAACCAAGGAACACUAAGUCUGGUUCUGUUAUAAUUAAUGGCAGAAAUCUGAAUGCUAAGCAGGAUGCAAAUAUCUCAGCUAUUCCUGUCGAAGAACAGGAAUUGAGCACUCCUACUACAAAUGUCAUCGUGUUAAGUGACGAUGAUGAACAGGAGGCAAAUACUGCAAACUUUCCUGGCGGAAGAAAGGCAGUGGAGAGUCCUGAUAUCUCUAUUUGGUAUUGUGUAGGUCCUUAUGGUGAAAAAGGAGGGCCCUAUACAAUGUCUGCACUCAAACGUUGGAGUGAAACUUCUUCAAAUCCCUUAGAAUUCAAGGUCUGGAAGACUGGUCAGAGUGAAACAGAGGCAAUACCUCUCUCUGAUACGCUGAAACGAUUUUUCUCAAGUAUGCAAGUAAAUGGAAACGAAGGGUGA
Messenger RNA from Sphenostylis stenocarpa, 1179 nucleotides. The record is from the annotation of a GenBank genome assembly. NCBI's taxonomy places the organism in Eukaryota, Viridiplantae, Streptophyta, Magnoliopsida, Fabales, Fabaceae.